AUGAACACUGCACGACUACUGAGGUUGCAGCCUCUGCGGGCAGCUGCUUUUAGGCAGCCAGCAAUACGUCAGGCGGCUCUGAGGCAGAACAGACCAUUCCACAACACCCGGACAAUGCUCCGAUCGAAGGAGGACGACCAGAGUGCGCACACCAUUACCCAGAGAAUUCGCAGCCUCAAGAAGGUUCCUCCGGAGUUGAUACCCCUCGGUAUCGUCAUCCUCUUCGCUCUCUUCGCUGCUGCUUUCGCUAUGUCGAAGAAGCUCCUGACGGACAAGACCCUACGUCUGCACCGCAACCCACCGAAAGCUCAUUAA
Exophiala viscosa is the source of this 315-nucleotide messenger RNA. RefSeq lists its product as uncharacterized. The transcript is spliced from 4 exons. Bases 1 to 315 code for a protein of 104 amino acids. NCBI's taxonomy places the organism in Eukaryota, Fungi, Ascomycota, Eurotiomycetes, Chaetothyriales, Herpotrichiellaceae. The record is from RefSeq and is a predicted model, not a curated record.